This is a messenger RNA of Talpa occidentalis (Iberian mole), 4292 nucleotides long. RefSeq names its product activated leukocyte cell adhesion molecule (gene ALCAM). The record is from RefSeq and is a predicted model, not a curated record. Bases 120 to 1871 code for a protein of 583 amino acids. Gene Ontology annotation, biological process: cell adhesion. Lineage: Eukaryota; Metazoa; Chordata; Mammalia; Eulipotyphla; Talpidae. Gene Ontology annotation, cellular component: plasma membrane. The transcript is spliced from 16 exons.
GAGCAGCCGCUGCCCCUGCGUCCCGACCCGGGAGCGCGCGGGCAGCGUGGGGCGCGCAGCGACGCCCCCUGGGGCCGCGCCAACUCUGUCGGUGGCCCUCGAGGAGAGGAAGGGGGAAUAUGGCAUCAAAGGCGGCCCCCUCCUGCCGUCUGGUCUUCUGCCUCUUAAUCUCCGCUGCAGUGCUCAGGCCAGGUCUUGGAUUGUAUACUGUAAAUUCAGCAUAUGGAGAUACCAUUAUCAUGCCUUGCCGACACGAUGUACCUCAGAAUCUCAUGUUUGGCAAAUGGAAAUAUGAAAAGCCCGAUGGCUCCCCAGUAUUUAUUGCCUUCAGAUCCUCUACAAAGAAAAGUGUGCAGUAUGAUGAUGUGCCAGAAUACAAAGACAGAUUGAACCUCUCAGAAAACUACACUUUGUCCAUCAGUAAUGCAAGAAUCAGUGAUGAAAAGAGAUUUGUGUGCAUGCUAGUAACUGAGGACAACGUGUUUGAGGCACCUGUAAUAAUCAAGGUGUACAAGCAACCAUCCAAACCUGAAAUUGUCAGCAAAGCACCAUUUCUAGAAACAGGGCAGCUGAAAAAGUUGGGUGACUGCGUUGCAAAAGACAGUUACCCAGAUGGCAAUAUCACAUGGUACAGGAAUGGAAGAGUGUUGCAACCUCUUGAAGGAAUGGUAGUCAUAAUUUUUAAAAAGCAAAUGGACCCGGUAACUCAGCUCUAUACCAUGACUUCAUCACUUGAGUACAAGACCACCAAGGCUGACAUACAAACACCUUUCACCUGCUCUGUGACAUAUCAUGGACCAUCUGGCCAGAAAAUAGUUCAUUCUGAACAGGCAGUCUUCGAUAUUUACUAUCCUACAGAACAAGUGACAAUACAAGUGCUGCCACCAAAAAAUGCCAUCAAAGAAGGAGACAACAUCACUCUUAAAUGCUUGGGAAAUGGUAACCCUCCUCCCGAGGAGUUUUUGUUUUACUUACCAGGGCAGCCCGAAGGUAUAAGAAGCUCAAACACUUACAUGCUGACAGACGUGAGGCGCAAUGCGACAGGAGACUACAAAUGCUCCCUGAUAGACCAAAAAAGCAUGAUUGCUUCAACAGCCAUCACGGUUCACUAUUUGGAUUUGUCCUUAAACCCAAGUGGGGAAGUAACCAAGCAAAUAGGAGAUGCCUUGCCUGUUUCGUGCACAGUGUCUGCUAGUAGGAAUGCAACUGUGGUAUGGAUGAAAGAUAACAUCAGGCUUCGAUCUAGCCCAUCAUUUUCUAGUCUUCAUUAUCAGGAUGCUGGAAAUUAUGUCUGUGAAACUGCUCUGCAGGAAGUUGAAGGACUAAAGAAAAGAGAGUCUUUGACUCUCAUUGUAGAAGGAAAACCUCAAAUCAAAAUGACAAAGAAAACUGAUCCCAGUGGACUAUCUAAAACAAUAAUCUGUCAUGUGGAAGGUUUUCCAAAGCCAGCUAUACAGUGGACGAUUACUGGCAGCGGAAGCGUCAUAAACCAAACAGAGGAAUCUCCCUAUAUCAAUGGCAGGUAUUAUAGUAAAAUUAUCAUUUCCCCAGAAGAGAAUGUUACAUUAACUUGCACAGCAGAAAACCAGCUGGAGAAAACAGUAAACUCCUUGAAUGUAUCUGCUAUAAGUAUUCCAGAACACGAUGAGGCAGACGAGAUAAGUGAUGAAAACAGAGAAAAGGUGAAUGACCAGGCAAAACUAAUUGUGGGAAUCGUAGUUGGUCUCCUCCUUGCUGCCCUUGUUGCUGGCGUGGUUUACUGGCUGUACAUGAAGAAAUCAAAGACUGCAUCAAAACAUGUAAAUAAGGACCUUGGUAAUAUGGAGGAAAAUAAAAAGUUAGAAGAAAACAAUCACAAAACAGAAGCCUAAGAGAGAAACUGUUCUAGUUGUCCAGAGAAAAUAACUAUAUAGACCAAUUGAAGCAUGAACGUGGAUUGUAUUUAAGACAUAUACAAAGACAUUGACAGCAAUUCAUGGUUCAAGUAUUAAGCAGUUCAUUCUACCAAGCUGUCACAGGAAUUCAGAGAAUUAUCUCAAGUAAAACAAUGAAAUGAAAUUACAAACAAUAACAAGAAGUUUGGGCAGCCAUGAAAAUAGGUCAUAUGUUGUAUUUGGUUUGCUUUUUUUCUUCUGUAAAUGUCUGCACUGAGGAUUUCUUUUUGGUUUGCCUUUUAUGUAAAUUUUUUACGUAGCUAUUUUUAUACACUGUAAGCCUUGUUCUGGGAGUUGCUGUUAAUCUGAUGUAUAAUGUAAUGUUUUUAUUUCAAUUGUUUAUAUGAAUAAUCUGAGCAGGUACAUUUCUGAUUCUGAUUGCUAUCAGUAAUUCUCCCAAACCUUCUCACAAGCACCUAAAUCCCAAAGGUGGCAGCUUGUGAAGAUUGGGGGUAUACACAUUACCUGAUUCAAAAACUGUGAUUUUUAUCACACGGGAGGGGGAGGCAAAGAGUCAGAUUGAGAAGCUGGGUCGAGCUGACUCUCAGAGUUCAAUCACACACACAUAUGGACACAUACAUAUUAAUAGUACUCCCAACCUGACAAUUUUACCUAUUCUGAAAAAACAUAACAUAAUUUGGGUAGCACAUACCUAUAAAAUCACCUGCUAGUAAAUUUUUUUCUGUCAAAAGGAAAGUCAAAUCCAUGUGUGAGAGAGAAAGUUUGGAAAACUCGUGGAAACAUCCCCAUUUUCAUAGAUCACAAUGUAAAUCACUGUAAUUAAAAAUUAGUGUUAAAUCCUUUGGGUUAUCCACUGCCUUAAAAUUAUACCUAUUUCCUGUUUUAAAAAAAAAGAUAUCAAUCAGAAUUGGAGAUUUUUAACAGUGGUCAUUAUCAAAGCUGAGUUAUUUUCCACAGAAUAUAGAAUAUAUAUUUUUUUCGUGUGUGUUUUUGUUAACUACGCUACAGAUAUUGAAUGCACCUUGAGAUAAUUUAGUGUUUUUAACUGGUACAUAAUUUAUCAAGCAGUACAUGAAAGUGUAAUAAUAAAAUGUCUAUGUAUCUUUAGUUACAUUCAAAUUUGUAACUUUAUAAAACAUGUUUUAUGCUUGAGGAACUUUUUAGGGUGGUAGUAUAAAUGGAAACUUUUUGAAGUAGACUGGAUAUGGGCCAAUAGCUACUUGUGACUAGACUUUUAAACUUUGCUCUUUCAAGCAGAAGCCUGGUUUCUGGGAGAACACUGCACAGCCAUUUUUGUCCCAGGAUUUACAUAAUUUUAUAGAAAAAAAUGAACAUCAGAUUUCCAAGCAUAGAACUGUGUUCUUUCAGAAGAAAAGGAAAACUGGUGUUUGUUUUAUAGACUGAUAGAAUAAACAAUCAUGAAGGCAAUGAACAACAAAUUGAAGAUAAAGUCAGAUGGAGAUUAGGAAUCAUAUUUAGCCACUUCUGCAUUAUUUAGAAACACAUGUUAUUGUACAUUUGUAAACCGUUUACUGUCUGGGCAAUAGUGCCUCAGUUUAAUAAAAGCUUCCUGUAGUACAUUGGUAUGAAUUAAAUAUAUAAAAUAUCCUAUUAGACUCAAUGCUGUAUAAAAUAUUAUGGGAAAAAAGAAAAUGCAUUAUUUUGCCUCUAAACUUUGAUUUAUUGAAGUUUUAUUUGGCAGGAAAAAAAAUUUAAUCUUGGUCAAUAUUUAAACCAAAGUGAAAGGGGAAAAACCAAAGUUACUUGUUUUGCAUGGCAAAGCCAUUCUGUUAUCUUUGUAAAUACUGUUAUUUUUUUCUUUUCUCUUUAGAAUUUUGUUAAAGAAAUUCUAAAAUUUUUAAAUACCUGCUUUCCACAAUAAACCAUGAACACUAAAAUGAAAGUACUUCCAUAUAAAUAUUUUUUUCCUUUUUUUUUUGGUGUGGGAGAUCAAAGGUUCAAAGUCUAACUCCUAAGAUAUAUUUGCAGAAAGAAAUGUGACAAUAGAAGAGAAGUUUAUACUACGGUUAUUUCUUGGUUUCCACUUACUAUGGUUAACUAAAUCCAAAACAGCUGUCAGAACCUAGAGAGCAGAACAUGGGAAUCUCGGAGCUCUGGAUGGAAAGCAUAAAGUCUGCCUUGGAAAAAGGAAACAUUAUUACCAUUGAUCAAUAACUUUAUCAAAAGAAAAAGCUUAUUUGUGUAAAGGCAGCCAUUUGCACAGCGAUUUUCGGAAGGAAGAUAAUGCACAGUCCUCAAUUUAACUCUUUGGCAACAGGAGACAGGUUUUGUGAGUUCAAGAUUCAGUCCCUAUCUGUGAUUACAGGAAUUGUAUGUGGAAAUGGAUUAACAUACCCGUCUAUGCCUAAAAGAUAAUAAAACUGAAAUAUGUCUUCA